Rubroshorea leprosula is the source of this 1559-nucleotide messenger RNA. NCBI's taxonomy places the organism in Eukaryota, Viridiplantae, Streptophyta, Magnoliopsida, Malvales, Dipterocarpaceae. The record is from the annotation of a GenBank genome assembly.
CUAUCUUUUACUUUUGCUUUUCUCCCAUUUAUUUCAAUUCAAUUCAUUUCCAAUUCUUAGCCUUUUGGAUGUGUAUAUAAAUUUAUUUGUUCCGAGUAAGAAUUAAAGACAAGAUCGGGGGGGUUUCCGUGGAUGGUGGUUGAGAGAUGGCGGUGAAGUUGAUGGGUUAUAACGGUGGUAGUUUUUCAGCCAAGAUGGAGGAGAGUGCUGUUAGAGAUGCUGCGACUGCUGGGAUUGAAGGAGUCCAGGAGCUGUUAAGAUUGAUCUCGGAAACUCAACCGAAGGAUUUGAACGUGGAUGCCUCCUUCAGAAAUAAGGAACCCGCCGUGGAAAUCAACGCCGUCGCCGAUGUUGCCGUCAAUCAUUUCAAAAAAAUGAUUUCUUUACUGGGUCGACCGAGAACUGGACAUGCACGGUUUAGAAGGGCCCCGAUGUGUUCACCGCCAGAGCAGCCGGAGCAGAAGAUUCAAAAACCAGGACCUUCAGUUCAGGCCCCCAAUCCCCAGCAGAAAGAUCUGGUUUCUGCUUUCAGGGUCUAUUGCCCCACCCCAGUUCAUCGUCUCCCUCCUCUUCCUCACAAUCACCAUCAGAGCAAGACGACCAAGAGUGGCCCUGCGGAAAGAACCGACACACCAACAACCAUAAAUUUCUCAACUUCUUCACCCAUUUCCGCCGCAAAUUCUUUCAUGUCUUCACUAGCAGGGGACACCGACAGCAUACAACCAUCCUUCUCCUCCGGAUUCCCGUUCACCAGUCCAUCACAUGUUCCAUCCUCCGGCAAGCCUCCCCUGUCUUCCUUGUUAAAGAGAAAAUGUGUUUCCAUGGACGACGCCGCUCUCAAGUGCGGAUCCUCCCCUGGCCGAUGCCAUUGCUCCAAGAAAAGGAAAUUAAGAGUAAAAAGAGUGAUUAGAGUUCCUGCAAUUAGCAGCAAGAUGGCUGAUAUUCCUCCUGACGAUUAUUCCUGGAGAAAAUAUGGUCAGAAACCCAUCAAAGGUUCCCCUCAUCCAAGGGGUUAUUACAAGUGCAGUAGCGUACGAGGCUGUCCGGCACGGAAACAUGUGGAGCGGGCGUCGGACGAUCCAAUGAUGAUAAUCGUAACCUACGAAGGGGAUCACAAUCACACUCUCAAUGUAUCAGAACAUAUACCGGCGAUAAUGGUUCUAGAAUCAUCCUAGUCCGUCCGUCACCCUAUCAGGCUGCUGUAAAGAAGCCAUCGUAGAGAUUCAGAACAAAGCCGUGAAAUGCACAGUACAGUUGCUCAUAAGUCAACGAAGCGGCUGCACUCUUUCUUCAAGAAGAUUGAUUGGUAGGUACGCCAAGAGCUGCGUAAAGAAGAAACUAAAAAGAUAGUGUAGGAUUCCUUUGGUUUUGGUUUCUCUUUUUUCAAGUUAAAGACUUUGUUUGGAAAAGUAAAGUAAAGAAGGAAGAAAAAAGUGGAGGUUGAAUCGUGCAAGUAGUGGAGAUGACUAUAUUUCUCCCUUCUUAUUUUUUUUUUUUUCGGUGUUAUUACUAUUUUUUUGCUUUUUAUUUAUUUAUUUUUAUAAAUAUGAUAAAUGAAU